AUGCAGACGCACCUACUCACCGGUCUCUCCUCCGCCCACCAAUCUCCAGCAUCACUUUCGGCGGAAGGACAUUGGGAACUGGGCAAGGUGUUGAGAAAUGGCCUCAAUCCUUCUCUCCAAUUCCACCCUGAUACUCCAACUCCUCCAAAACCACGCGUUGUCAAUGUACGCAGAGCCUGUGAAUGCGACAAAUUUACAACACGUGGUCCCACCUACCUACCUACCUACCUGGAUGAUUGUGCUGGAAGGAAGGGCACAUCCUCCAAGUUGCAUCUACUACUAAUUGCUUGUGAUGCUUAUUGCCACCUGCCUUGGCAUCAGCCCAACAAUCAUCUGCCCAACAGGGUGGACAGAUGGGCGGAUGAUUGA
Molecule: messenger RNA, 369 nt
Organism: Hydatigera taeniaeformis
Lineage: Eukaryota; Metazoa; Platyhelminthes; Cestoda; Cyclophyllidea; Taeniidae
Source: the annotation of a GenBank genome assembly